GAUAUUUUACAUUCUCUUAGCUUUCAAGAAGCAAAGGAGUACACGUUUAACCUAUUAAAAGCACUUAAACGUAUCCACCACUUUGGGAUUGUUCACCGGGAUGUGAAACCAAGCAACUUCUUGUAUAGCAGAAAACAGAAGCAAUACGCCCUGGUAGAUUUUGGGUUGGCUCAAGGAACACCGGACACAAAGAUAGAACUUCUCAAAGUCCUUCACUCCAAAAAACAGGGGAGUUGUAUACAAAGUAAACCUCAUACAAUUUCAGGAAAUAUACCAGUACCUAGAGAAGUAGUUCUACCAACCUCAACAAAACAGUCUGUGAAAAGAUAUUGGUCACUUUCACAGAUAAAUCCAGGAAACAAUGCACAGGAAGGAUUACUUGGCGAAUCUACACAGAGGUCUGUGUCUGUGUUUGGAGAGAAGAAUUUUAAUGUUUACAGUACUGUCCCCCAUGAAGUCACAAAUGCAAAAAGCAUAAAGCAGCCCAAGACAUCAGAUGUUGCGGCCAAAAAAGUGGCAGCUAGAAAGGCUGUUCCUGCAAAAAACACAAGUAGUACUGGGGUGUGCAGGAAGACUGCCAGCACAUGCCCAGCAACCCCGACCUGUGAAUGUUAUGCAAGAGAGCAAGUGUGC
Molecule: messenger RNA, 633 nt
Organism: Staurois parvus
Lineage: Eukaryota; Metazoa; Chordata; Amphibia; Anura; Ranidae
Source: the annotation of a GenBank genome assembly